This is a messenger RNA of Bacidia gigantensis, 693 nucleotides long. RefSeq lists its product as uncharacterized. The coding region runs from base 1 to 693 and encodes 230 amino acids. The record is from RefSeq and is a predicted model, not a curated record. NCBI's taxonomy places the organism in Eukaryota, Fungi, Ascomycota, Lecanoromycetes, Lecanorales, Ramalinaceae. The transcript is spliced from 8 exons.
AUGCAAGAGAAUGGAUGCGCAUUGACUGCUGCAUAUGCCAUCGGUGGCGUGUAUCCUGAUGGCUCCGGGAAGACGGGUUAUUCUGCCGAAAUUGGGCUGUUUAGGAACAAUUGGGGUAUGAUCACUGAAUGUUGCAGCGGAUACAUUGGCGCAUCUGCAGACCAGUGGAAUUCUUUGGGUUUGCAAAUCCACAACGACGACAACACCGGCGUGAGGUGUCAGAAAGAGUGUCGGAAUGCGAUGGGCCUGCCCAAAUUCUUCGCUCGCCAAAGGGCUGGGACCAAUGAUACGAGUGCUGGCCAGCCAUAUGCUGACGCCAUCUAUGGCACGUACAUGAGCUUCUUGCAAUCGGACGGCGGUGUACAUAUGUCCGAUGGGAUGGCGACAUGCAUCUUGAAAGAGGAGCUCGAAACCGGCCAAAUACUCUUCAUAAUUAGAGGCUAUAUCGACUUGGGCUAUGCUAGUAAAGAAGUCUUCGACAGCAAGGGCCAGCCUAUUUUCACACUUGGCAAAGAAAGUAGAUGGAACCCGAAGCAGUACUGGCUCGAGGCACGCGAUAUCUCAUCAUUCACCACCGUCGAUUGGAGCUGCAGCACAUCAGCAAUAACAAAAUUCCACUUCGUAAACUCAGCGACCGACCAGCCCGUCGAGAUGUGCAUGUCCGCCUCGUACUUCUCUCGCUAUGGUGAAUAG